AUGGGGUUUUUCAUGAUUUCAAAUCAAUCAUCAACCUCAACAUAUUAUACACAAAUGGAUAUUUGCCGAACCUUUGCGAGAUUCGGUCACUGUGAGAUUAUCGGAUGUCUCUAUAAACAUCCGGGCAGAGACGAAUCGAUGAUGACUACACCAUACGCAAACUCCUAUGGUCAAUCAAUGACUGCUGGAUCGCCGAGCUCGAAAACAACAACAGCACAACAACAAGCACAAGCACAACAACAACUGCAGCAGCAGCAACAACAACAAAACGACAGCCACGACGGCAUGACAUCGGCUUCCUCAUGGGAAGAAGCCGGCAACUACCAACCGUUUCAAGACAGCACGCUGCUUCCUCACACUGCUGGCGGCCAGCAGCAACACCACUUAUAUUACAAGCCAGGUCCGGCCGCCGCUUACAACGCCGCCGCAGUUGCCGCCAUGCAAGGAAAAGCAGGCGGUGCCGGUGCGCCACACCAACCCUUUCAACCCAUACCGCCACACUCACACCACCAGAGUAUGGGAUUAGUAUCGCCACCACCCCAAAUCCUUCAGUACAGCGGACACUCGCCAUACACCACCGGCGUCGUUCCAUUCCAGUCGCCACCACCCUACACCCGUAAACUCUGCCGUUUCGCAGAGAAGUGUCGUAAUGGCGACGACUGUCCUUUCUACCACCCGAAACCACACGAGCAACAGUACUAUAGUCAACAGCAACAACAACAACAACAAGACAUGAUGUCCUAUCGUUCACCACCAUUGAUCGCACCCUAUCAACAAUACCCAUACCAACCACACCCAUCAGCAAUGCAAGGCUAUCCACCACAACCAUUUUUCUACAAUCGUAAUGUCUAUGAUCAACAACAACAACAGCAAUUGACACCAAAUAACAACAAUAAUAAUACUCAUCAAAAUGGACAACAACAAACACAUCACAACAACAAUAGCCAUCAUCAUCAUAACAACAAUCAUCAUCAUCAACAGCAACAACAACAACAUAAUCAACAAAUCCAACAUAAUCAACAUCAUCAACAACAACAACAACAACAAUCAUCAGGUGAAACAACUCCAUCUGAAACAACAACUACUACAUCAUCUUCGUCUGGUACUUUUAUUUCGAUGACAGCCGAUCAGUUAAUUAAAGGUACAAUUCCAUCACCGACUUCCAGCCAACAACAACAACAACAACAACAACAAUCAAACUCCAAUCAAACAUCGACUACCUCGUCAUCAAGCACCACUCCAUCAAGUACACCACCAGCCACCAUCCAACCAACACCACAAACCAACAGCAAUAACACUCCAGUAAACAACACACCAACUCCAAACAAUACCACUGCCUCCAAUCAACCAACACUCAAUGGUAACUCAUCAAACAACAGAAACAACAAACAAAAGAAUCAACAUCAUCAUAAUAAUAAUAAUAACAACAACAACAGCAACAACAAUCACCAACCAAAAUCAGAUAUCAAACCAAUGAAUAAAUCAAACUAUAACGGACCGAAACCAAACUACACUCCACAACAAACAAUUCAACAAAAUAAUGAUUCAGAUAAAGUUGUAGAAUCAAUGGCUACUGCAAUCAAACAGAUUCACCUUAAAGAAGAAAACAAACCAAACAAAACAGAAAAUAAUAAUAAUAAUACUGGUACAUCAACACCCAUUUUAACAACACCACCACCACCACAAUCACAAACAACACCAACCCACCCGAGAAAAGGACAAUACCAAUCACCAUCAUUCGAUAAAAAGAACUUUAAAACUAUUUCCAAACCAAAGCAACCACAAUAUGACGAGAAAAACAAUACGAUCAACCAACCACCACACCACAACAACAACGGUAACAACGGCAAUCAUAUAAAAUCAAACGAGAAUGGUAAAAUUAAAAAAGAUUUAAAUGGUAGCAACUCACCAAAAGAGCAAAACAACAGUAAUUUUCAUAGCAAAAAGAGAGGUAGUUUCCCACCACUUCCAUCAAGACAAGUUGAUCAAAGUGUAGAACAAAAGACCGCAAGCAGUUAA
Molecule: messenger RNA, 2019 nt
Organism: Heterostelium album PN500
Lineage: Eukaryota; Evosea; Eumycetozoa; Acytosteliales; Acytosteliaceae
Exons: 3
Coding region: 1-2019 (672 amino acids)
Molecular function (GO): metal ion binding
Source: RefSeq, a predicted model, not a curated record